Molecule: messenger RNA, 1469 nt
Organism: Cataglyphis hispanica
Lineage: Eukaryota; Metazoa; Arthropoda; Insecta; Hymenoptera; Formicidae
Gene: aurB
Product: aurora kinase B
Exons: 6
Coding region: 190-1116 (308 amino acids)
Biological process (GO): regulation of cytokinesis; protein phosphorylation; mitotic spindle organization
Cellular component (GO): spindle midzone; spindle microtubule; spindle pole centrosome
Molecular function (GO): protein kinase activity; ATP binding
Source: RefSeq, a predicted model, not a curated record
UCAGUUAUCAUGUGGCACGUACAGACAUAUUCAUAUCUGAUUGAUUUGAAUUGAACUACGUCUACGUUUAUAAAUAAUAUUAUACAAUUAAUAGAGAAAGAAUAAUAGUGGACAGACUUUAUACAUAUAUUACAUCAUAUAUUUCUUUUUCAGUAACAUAUAAAUAUUGUACAAUAUAUUAUUCACACAAUGGAAAGUGGACAGGCAUUCAAAAUGCCAUCAACUGUAUCUGAGUACAAGGAAGCUAUUGAAGAAACAAUUCGUAAGAUGAUGGAUCACGUUAAAAACAGGGGCAAAAACUACCAAUGGAACUUAGAAGAUUUUGAAAUUGGAGCACCUCUAGGAAGAGGAAAAUUCGGUCGUGUGUAUCUAGCUAGAGAGAAGACUACUCAUUAUAUGGUUGCCUUAAAAACAUUGUACAAAGUUGAAUUGGUAAAAGGACGUGUGGAGAAGCAAGUAAUGCGAGAAAUCGAAAUACAAACACAUUUAAGACAUCCACAUAUCCUUCAAUUAUUAACGUAUUUUCAUGAUGCUAAAAGAAUCUAUUUAGUUUUGGAAUUUGCCGCAGGAGGUGAAUUAUAUAAGGAGUUAAAACGUCAGCCAGAUGAGAAAUUUAAUGAGCACUUGUCUGCUAAAUAUACUUAUCAAGUGGCCGAUGCUUUGGAAUAUUGUCACAAAAACAAUGUGAUUCAUAGGGACAUAAAGCCUGAAAAUUUAUUGCUCACAUAUGAUGGUGAUAUAAAACUCGCAGACUUUGGAUGGUCUGUGCAUGCACCAUCCUCAAAACGGAACACAUUGUGUGGAACCUUAGAUUAUCUGCCACCAGAAAUGGUGAUGGGACAGACCUAUGAUAUCUAUGUUGAUCAUUGGUGUUUGGGAAUUCUCUGUUAUGAAUUCCUUACAGGACAGCCACCUUUUUUAAGUGGUUCUACGCAAGAAACAUAUGCCAAAAUAAAAACUAUUCAUAUAAAAUGGCCAGUUGAAAUUAAACCUGGAGCCAAAGACCUUAUAUCUAAGCUAAUCAAAAAAAGAAGCACGGAGCGAAUUUCUAUGGCUGAAGUUAAAAGACAUCCCUGGAUUAUAGAACACAAAGAUUCACCUAAACAGAAAGCUUGAAUUAAAAGAGAGAAAAGGUUUUUCUUCAUUGGUAUUAUUAAACAUAUAUAUAUAUUUUGUAUUUGAUUACUUUUCUGCUUUAUAGUUAGAUGCGACAUCAAAAAUAUAUUUAUAUAUCUAAGGACUAAAGAAUCAAAAAUAUCAAUAAGUAUCAACAUUUGUUUUUUUAUAGCGUGUUCUUUCAUAUCAUGUAAUAUUUAGAAUUAUGAAUAUUUCCAUGUUUUAAUUUUUUGUAACUUUUAAAACACUCUGGAUUUGUAUUCAUCUCUUUAGACAAAAUAUUAUCAUAUAUAAUAAUAUUCAUUUUACAAAUUUGACCAACUAUUUUGAUUGAAGUUGAUAUAAUUUAAUGU